Molecule: messenger RNA, 3063 nt
Organism: Varanus komodoensis (Komodo dragon)
Lineage: Eukaryota; Metazoa; Chordata; Lepidosauria; Squamata; Varanidae
Gene: SPSB1
Product: splA/ryanodine receptor domain and SOCS box containing 1
Exons: 2
Coding region: 1-822 (273 amino acids)
Biological process (GO): proteasome-mediated ubiquitin-dependent protein catabolic process; intracellular signal transduction
Cellular component (GO): SCF ubiquitin ligase complex
Molecular function (GO): protein binding
Source: RefSeq, a predicted model, not a curated record
AUGGGGCAGAAGGUCACGGGGGGGAUCAAGACGGUGGAUAUGCGGGACCCCACGUACCGGCCGCUGAAGCACGACCUGCAGGGCCUGGAUUACUGCAAGCCCACCCGGCUGGACCUGCUGCUGGACAUGCCGGCCGUCUCCUACGAGGUGCAGCUGCUGCAUUCGUGGAACAACGACGACCGCUCGCUCAACGUCUUCGUCAAGGAGGACGACAAGCUCAUCUUCCACCGGCACCCGGUGGCGCAGAGCACCGACGCGAUCCGCGGCAAGGUGGGCUACUCCUGCGGGCUGCACGUCUGGCAGAUCACCUGGGCCAUGCGCCAGCGGGGCACCCACGCCGUGGUGGGCGUGGCCACGGCGGAGGCCCCCCUGCACUCGGUGGGCUACACCACCCUCGUGGGGAACAACCACGAGUCGUGGGGCUGGGACCUCGGGCGCAACCGGCUGUACCACGACGGGAAGAACCAGCCCAGCAAAACCUACCCGGCCUUCCUGGAGCCCGACGAGACCUUCAUCGUGCCGGACACGUUUUUGGUGGUUCUGGACAUGGACGACGGGACGCUGAGCUUCAUCGUGGACGGCCAGUACAUGGGCGUCGCGUUCCGGGGACUCAAAGGGAAAAAGCUGUACCCGGUCGUGAGCGCCGUCUGGGGCCACUGCGAGAUCAGGAUGCGCUACUUGAACGGACUGGACCCUGAACCCCUGCCCCUGACGGACCUCUGCCGGCGCUCUGUGCGCCUCUCUCUGGGCAGGGAUCGGUUGAACGAGAUCCACGCGUUGCCGUUGCCGGAAUCCCUCAAGAGAUACCUUCUUUAUCAGUGACCCCCGUCUGGGCCAAGCAGGGGGCUCUCGCAAGGGGGAAGGGAGGCCAGAUUUACUGGCUGUGGCAUCUCCGGGGACGUUGGUCCUGUGGACACACACCACCACCACACACACAAUGCUUCCCGUGCACCCGUUCCGUUUGCUUCUGUGGGUGCCAGCUUGAGACACAUUCCCCGCUACUAGGCCAAACGGAAAACCGUCCUUGGAAAAGAUCCGGAUCACGCUCCGCUUUCUUCCUUACUCAAGCAGCGGUCUCCAGCAGGGGAGAGAUCCCACCUGUCCAAGGCACACGACCCACCAACGGAUCUCGUGAAAUCCCCUGUGUGCACCCAUUUCUUCGCGAACUCUGGCAUCGGACCGAUCCCUGGCUGGAAAAGAGAGGUCAGCGAGGGAAACAGCAGUGUGAUGAGGGUGUGCGAGAGACCCCCUGCGAAGGUUGUGGAUCGGGAAGGCCGACGCACUUCUGUGGAGUUCAGAGGAGCGACAUCCCGGACCCCCGGCCUCGGAACCACAGGCAAAGCAAGCUUGCGUCCUGUGCUGUGUGUUGGGCGAGAUUCCUGGAGCCACUGGGUGUCCGAAGUCUGUCUUGCCUCGCUCUGCACCACCCGCAGUGUUUCCCCAGGUCCUCUUUGGGCUUGUGUGGGCCUCGCAUGCUGUGGAAGCCACACGUGGGGCACAGGGCUGGGAGACACGCGACGCGCGAACACGACGCCUCUUUCUGGGUAUUCACUUGAACUGCGGCCUGGGGGCCGGGACGUGGGGUGCGGGUCGGUGUGGCGAGGAUGCCUGUGGACGGCACGCAGGCGUCUCCUCCCUUUGCGAGCAGCGAGGGCUUUGGAGUUCGCUCUCCUCGACUGAUGUGCCUUGACUUGCUGGGCCUAAACCAGCCGUCCCAGACCCUGGUGCCUUCCAGGUAUGGACCGCCACUCCCAUCAUCCCCAGCCAGAGGGCCAUGCUGGCUGAGGAGCAUGAGGCCUGCAGUCCAGCACACCUGGCUUCAAUCCAAGCCAUUUUCUGUUCCAACUUGAGCUGCCCCCCUCCCCUGUCGUUCUUGUUAUCCUUGAGUUUCAGUUGAAUGUUCUGUGUGUUGAGAUAACCCGAGUUCCACCCUUUGCCUGCCAACUCUCUGCACGCUCCCUUGAGUCCUCUCUUCGGCCCACCGGUGGGGCUGCCAGAUAAGAAUAGCUGUAUUUUGGCAGUUUGGGCUUCCUGGGUGGGUCGCAUGGUGCAGUCCAUCAACACUGUAACUCGAGCACAGGGUUUGAGCUGUCCUCCUUUGCCAACCUUGAGCUGAAAGCCCGUUUUCCUUUAUCCCCACCCCAGCUGCUUGUCUCCGGUGUAGGUCAGCAGCCAGGUUACGGAUCUGCAGCUUGCAGCCGAUACCCUGUGCCAGACCUACCUGUUGAGGUUGCAGAGCAGCAGAAAGGAGCUGAGUGGUCCUGUUGGAACGCCACCCCCUUACCCGUUGGGUUCGGGGGCCGAACGUGAGUCAACACUAGAAGACUUGGUGGGCUGGAUCCAACUACCUGUUGUACUUCCAGGCAUAAAUGAGUUGAUCUGGGUGUGAUUUUGCUUCUUGAGAAAGACCAGCCUUCUAAGUUGCCUUCACAGAUGGGUUUAUUUUGCACAUUUUUUUUCCAACGGGGUAGGAAAAUACAUCUUUUUCACCAGCUUUGUGUAGGGUGUGUUUAAUUUUUAAAAAAAAUCUGUAUAGGUACAAUUGAGCUUAUUUGUUGGAAGAUGUUAAUAUAUUUUUCUUUGCUUUUUGUAUGUAAAAGGACUGUGUUUGGGUGUUCGUUUUUAAACAAUGCUGCUGUAGGGAAUUAUUUUUUUUAAUGAAGAAAAUCGCCUAGGUUUUUUGUUUUGUUUUGUUUUUUUAAGAAAGCACGCAACUGGUGCCAAGAUCAAUUCUGGGAGGAAAACUUGACCUGCCUUUUUUAAAAAACCUGUUACAAGUGGGACACUUUAAAAUUGCACAAAGAAUUUUAAUGUGUACAGAGCCGAACGUGUUUUUUAAUUACCUUCAACCUGACUCGCAUCUUUUCCACAUCACUGGGAAACUGCCACCUGUUGUAUUGUCUCUCCACAGCCGUCUUUUCCUUCUUCCCACCUCUUCCUUAAACCUCUUGGUGUACCUGGCUUGUACUGUUUUUAAACCUCUCACUAGUUCCCCCCCCUCCCCAUUGAUGGUAGAUAAUCAGUAAUCAAAUUUAAAAAAUAAAAGUUUAUUAAUUAUCAAGA